Candidula unifasciata is the source of this 606-nucleotide messenger RNA. NCBI's taxonomy places the organism in Eukaryota, Metazoa, Mollusca, Gastropoda, Stylommatophora, Geomitridae. The record is from the annotation of a GenBank genome assembly.
AUGGAUUUUAGAUUCCAGUAUGUGGUACAGGAGUUGUUUGAUACAGAGAAGGACUAUGUCAGGGACCUUGCCAGCAUUGUGGAGGGAUACAUGGCAUAUAUGAGAGACAACCCCCUCCCGGAUGAAAUGGAGGGAAAGGACAAAAUUGUGUUUGGCAACAUUCAUCAGAUCUAUGAUUGGCACAAAGAAACCAUGCUUGCAGAAUUAGAAAAAUGUUUAACAAAUCCAGCCAGAGUCGGAUCUAUAUUUAUUCGCUAUGAACGAAGAAUGUACAUGUAUGUAAAAUACUGUGAGAACAAACCCAAGUCUGAGUAUAUUGUGUCAGAGUUCCUCGACACCUACUUUGAGGAGGUACGACAGAAAUUGGGCCACCGCCUCAUGUUGCCAGAUCUAUUGAUAAAACCAGUUCAAAGAAUUAUGCGUUAUCAGCUGUUGCUCAAGGACAUAGUAAAGUACACAGAAAAGGCUGAAGAAGACCCUACAGAGCUGAGGAAGGCACUUCGAGUGAUGUGUGUGGUACCAAAAGCAGCAAAUGAUAUGAUGCAAGUAGGACGGCUACAAGGUUUUGAUGGCAAAAUUACAGCUCAAGGGAAACUACUGUUGCAG